Messenger RNA from Gongylonema pulchrum, 243 nucleotides. NCBI's taxonomy places the organism in Eukaryota, Metazoa, Nematoda, Chromadorea, Rhabditida, Gongylonematidae. The record is from the annotation of a GenBank genome assembly.
GAUUUUGGUGGCUCACCGAUUUUGUUUGGUGUUGCAUCGGUGAUUAAUCAUGGUCUAACAUUAGCAACAACAUGGGCAUCAGGAUCGUCGUACAUUUCGCUAAUCGCUCCACCACCGCUCAAAACAACAGCGCAGACCUUGCUCAUGCUCCUCUAUCACGGAAUUGGAAAAGGAUUCGGAAGCGUUGUUGGCGGUUUUAUUAUAAAAUCUGCAGAUACUUGGAAGUUCAUUGUUGAUUCAUAA